This is a messenger RNA of Vitrella brassicaformis, 1038 nucleotides long. The record is from the annotation of a GenBank genome assembly. NCBI's taxonomy places the organism in Eukaryota, Vitrellaceae.
GGGUUUGGUUCACUCCCUUGCAUGAGUCGGUUCUCUUCUUUUCGAGUUCGCUACACUGUCCAAAGCACCAUCGACAACGAAUACCCCCUCUUCUACAGAGACGAUGUACGCACACGAGUCAGACGAGAAAGCCCCAUGACCCAUUCAUGCUCAUCCUCGCACACGCCGCUAACCGUUGGUGGCUGCAGGUGCCGGAAGAGUACAUAAUCACGGCGUCGAAGCUCAACGAGCUGCUCAUCGAGAGGGACAAACACGCCGAGUGCAUGAAGGAGCUCAGGCAGCGGUUCAGCGCCAACACGGAGGCUGCGACGGUCGCCGGCCUUUCUCUCGCCUAUCAGCAGACGGCAGUGGACCCCUCUGCAGCAACACACCGGCCCGGGCAGAACAAAAGAGGGUUUCAGUGGCUGUGCUCGUGGCUUGCCAACUGUUGCUGGCUGAGGAAAGAGACGUCACAUAUAGCCAAAUCUUGACGAGGGAGGACCCUGUUCUCUCUACCUAUGAUUGGUGGGGGAAGCUCUUGGGGGGAAGGAGAGAGGGGUCAAGGGAGGGGGGGGGUGGGGCAUUAAAUUUGCUGCUGAUGUCUUCACUUCGCUUGUUGUGGGGCCGUGUGUGGUUUGGUUGGUGAGCCAACUGCUGCUCGUGAGACGUGUGUAAGGCUGUAAGGAAUAGAUAAGGGCGACGAAGUGUGUCUCUCUUCUGGGCUGUAAUGUGUUGUGUGGGCUGUUGUCUGUGGCCUUUGUCUGCUAACAUUCACGAGGCCUUCGUUCUUUGAGGCCGAUGGUUGAUGUCUCAGGCUUUCUUGACACAAUACAUGCCUUGCCUUCAUGUGCUGGAGAAAUGGGCACUGCUCUGUCUGUCUGUCUGAGCAAAUGAGCGAGCAAGGAAAGAGACGGCAACACAUCCAUCACACCACCAACACACACAAAGAGCCAGCCAGCCUUUGACAAAGACGGUGACUAACCGCCGUGUGUCUCAUGCAUCUAUAGAUUGAGAAAGACAUACAGAAGAGAAAGACGCACACGAAUUCUAGCUACUCCC